Molecule: messenger RNA, 1909 nt
Organism: Raphanus sativus (radish)
Lineage: Eukaryota; Viridiplantae; Streptophyta; Magnoliopsida; Brassicales; Brassicaceae
Exons: 8
Coding region: 202-1740 (512 amino acids)
Biological process (GO): mRNA 3'-end processing
Cellular component (GO): RNA polymerase II, holoenzyme
Molecular function (GO): RNA polymerase II complex binding
Source: RefSeq, a predicted model, not a curated record
UCAAACUCUCGCGCUCGUUGUUUUUUUUUGUCGUAUUUGCUUUCUGCUGAGAGCCUGAGAUAGGUUUCCGGUUAAAUCUCUCGGACAUUAGGGUUUAGACUGGUUUUGAUGUUUAAACUCACUUUCUAUUUUUGUCUGCGCCUACUUGAGAAUUGACUCGAGAAAGGCGUCACUCACUGGUUGUUGGAGCUGGUGGAAACAAUGGGUAGUUCAUUUAAUGCUCAGAUAUUAGUUGAGAAGCUUUCUAAACUCAACAAUUCUCAAGCUAGCAUUGAGACUUUGUCGCAUUGGUGUAUCUUUCACAUGAACAAGGCGAAACAUGUUGUGGAAACAUGGGGCAGGCAGUUUCACUGUUCCCCGCGUGAGCAACGGUUGGCGUAUCUGUACCUCGCGAAUGAUAUCUUGCAGAAUAGUAGGAGGAAAGGUUCAGAGUUUGUUGGUGAGUUCUGGAAAGUACUCCCCGAGGCUCUUCGUGAUGUGAUUGAUAACGGUGAUGACUUUGCAAGAAAAGCUGUCCGUCGACUGGUUAAUAUAUGGGAAGAAAGGAAAGUUUUUGGAUCUCAUGGACAAAUUCUCAAAGAAGAGAUUCUGGGAAAGCAGCCUGAAAAUGGAGCCAGGAACGGAGCACUUGUGCCACUUAAACUUAAACAGGCAAAUGGAAGUCCCUUGGAGAGAGUAGUAUCUGCUGUUGAAGCUCUUCAUGGCGUUCAGAUUGAUGAGGAUGUCAUUAUUGGGAAAUGUACUAGUGCUGCUGGUUACCUUGAGAGAACAACGCAGGAGGUUGAGAAAGAUCUUAGUUCAGGACACACCCCAGGCCCCACGGUGGUAAAGGAGGUGCAGGGACAACAUGCCAUACUGAGAAACUGCAUCGAACAGCUAAGUGUAGUGGAGACAUCCAGAACAAGUCUUAUCUCUCAUUUAAGAGAAGCUUUACAAGAACAGGAACUCAAGCUUGAGCAAGUCCGUAACCACCUCCAGAUUGCUCGGUUUCAAUCAGACCGAACUGCUGAUCUCUGCAAACAGCUUCUAGACCAUGGUAGUAGUUCACAGCCUCCUCCUACAAAAGAAGAAGCCAUCAAAGUCUCACCGGUUGCAUCAGCACCACAAAGCUUCACACACAUCGAUGUGGAACAAUCUGCUCCACUCAUGUUUGCCUCGAACCCACCAACUCAAUCAGUGGUAGACCCGAGAAAAACCGCAGCCGCCGCAGUGGUAGCUAGGCUAACCGCAUCAACCUCCUCAGCGGAGAUGCUCUCCCACGUUCUCUCCUCCUUAGCCUCGGAAGGCAUCAUCGGAAACAACCCACCUGCUGUAACAGGAACUCCAUCAUCCGACGAGUACCCGCCAGAGAAAAGGCCCAAGCUUCAAAACCAUGACCAGUCCUAUCUCCAGCAGCUGCAACAACAACAACAGAACGCUGCAACAACAUCCACAGCCACCACCAGUCCUCAACUGCUUCCGCCUCCACCACCACCACCAUACCAGCUUCAACCUCAGUACUUGCAGCCGUUACAGCCUCCUGGUCCUGUAAACCAGACACCAUUCAACUACACUAUAGCAACCACUUCUGCAUCCACUCAAGAACAACAACAACAACAACAAGGUCAUUGGGUUCCUCAGCUCACCCCACUUCCAACAACCUCUGCACCAUCAGAUAAUUCAUACCAGAAGUUUCAGGGACAAGAUGGUUUCUAUGGCAUCAACCCAUCCGUCUCUAUGACACCUGUCUCUCGGCAGUAGAAGAAUCCGUCCUGUAGGGUUUAUAGAGCCAAAAAGGCUCACUUUUUGUUGUUGUUUAAAGUACAGUUAUAAUGAGUGUUUGAUAGGAUUUGCGUUAUUGGAAUUCGCUUUGUGUAUGCUUUCUUCAAACACUCCUCUCUAACUAUAUGUUCUCUGCACAUAUUUGUCA